AUGACAACUGAGGUGGCUUUCGACACGUCUAUGGGCUCCUUCUCCGUGGAGCUCUACAAUAACCAUGCGCCUAAGACAUGCAAGAACUUUGCGACCCUCGCCGAGCGCGGCUACUACAACAAUGUCAUCUUCCACCGCAUCAUUCCUGACUUCAUGGUCCAAACUGGCGACCCCACUGGCACCGGUCGAGGAGGUAGCUCCAUCUACGGCGAGAAAUUCGAGGAUGAGAUUCGUGGAGAGUUGAAGCACACCGGCGCUGGGAUUCUGAGCAUGGCGAACAGUGGACCGAAUACCAACGGUAGUCAGUUCUUCAUCACCCUUGCGCCAACACCCUGGCUGGACGGAAACCACACGAUUUUCGGCAGAGUUAAAAGUGGCUUAAGGGUGAUCCAGCGUAUGGGACUGGUCAAAACCGGUGCGGAGGACAAGCCCGUGGAUGAGCUGAAGAUCAUUCGCGCCCGGGUGGUUGAAGCAGGCACACAAGAGUGA
Penicillium crustosum is the source of this 489-nucleotide messenger RNA. It is a transcript of the gene cyp1, whose product is annotated as putative peptidyl prolyl cis-trans isomerase (CypC). Lineage: Eukaryota; Fungi; Ascomycota; Eurotiomycetes; Eurotiales; Aspergillaceae. The transcript has 3 exons. Gene Ontology annotation, molecular function: peptidyl-prolyl cis-trans isomerase activity. The record is from RefSeq and is a predicted model, not a curated record. Gene Ontology annotation, biological process: protein folding; protein peptidyl-prolyl isomerization. The coding region runs from base 1 to 489 and encodes 162 amino acids. Gene Ontology annotation, cellular component: catalytic step 2 spliceosome.